CACAGAGGCUUAUCGCUGUCGAUGUGCGGUGAUCCGGACCAGACCGAGUCCAUGUAUGUAAGCUAGCCUAGCGUCACCAACAACACACACCCGCGAAACACGCUCAUUUUCACCCGGGUCUAUCCACAGUAAACUCUCGCAGAGGCGUCUUCCUCAUCUUCCUCUCGAUAACAACCUGUCUUGAAACUGAAGGUCAAGGUGGAGGCCGUUAUUUGAUGUGAAAGGGUGUAGAUCUGUGCGCCUACAGAGAGAGAGAGAGGCUCCAGCCAUACAAGAUGGAGUGCCAGUGGAAACCCGACGAGCAGGGACUUCAGCAGAUCUUACAGCUGCUCAAGGAAUCACAGUCCCCCGACACAUCCACGCAACGAUCCGUCCAACAAAAACUUGAGCAGCUCAAUCAAUACCCGGACUUCAACAACUACCUGAUAUUUGUGCUCACAAAGCUAAAGACAGAAGACGAGCCCACUCGAUCUCUCAGUGGUCUCAUUUUGAAGAACAACGUUAAAGCCCAUUACCAGAACUUCCCGAACGGCGUGUCUGACUUCAUCAAAAACGAGUGUCUGCAGAACAUUGGAGACUCCUCACCGCUCAUUAGAGCCACAGUGGGUAUUCUGAUCACAACUAUAGCGUCUAAAGGGGAGUUACAGAACUGGCCAGAGCUUCUGCCUAAACUCUGUUUACUACUGGACUCAGAGGACUAUAACACUUGUGAAGGGGCCUUUGGAGCUCUGCAAAAGAUCUGUGAGGACUCUGCUGAGAUCCUGGACAGUGACAUGCUGGACCGCCCCCUCAACGUGAUGAUCCCCAAGUUCCUGCAGUUCUUCAAGCACAGUAGCCCCAAGAUAAGGUCUCAUGCCAUUGCCUGUGUGAACCAGUUCAUCAUCAGCAGAACACAGGCCCUGAUGCUGCACAUAGAUCCUUUCAUUGAGAACCUGUUUGCACUGGCAGGUGAUGAGGAGCCCGAAGUGAGGAAGAAUGUGUGCAGAGCUUUAGUCAUGCUUUUGGAAGUCAGAUUAGACCGUCUCCUUCCUCACAUGCACAACAUCAUCGAGUACAUGUUGCAGAGGACACAAGAUCAGGAUGAAAAUGUUGCUCUGGAGGCCUGUGAAUUUUGGCUCACACUCGCCGAGCAGCCUGUGUGUAAGGAGGUUCUGUGUGGACACCUGCCCAAAUUGACACCAGUUCUUGUGAAUGGAAUGAAAUACUCUGAGAUUGACAUAAUCCUGUUGAAGGGUGAUGUUGAGGAGGAUGAAGCAAUCCCAGACAACGAGCAGGACAUUCGCCCAAGGUUCCAUCGCUCACGCACUGUGGCCCAACAGCACGAGGGGGGAGACUCCAUUGAGGAAGAGGAGGAUGAUGAAGAUGAUUUGGAUGACGAUGAAACUAUCUCAGAUUGGAACCUGAGAAAAUGUUCUGCAGCUGCACUAGAUGUCCUGGCGAAUGUUUUCAGAGAUGAUUUGCUGUUGCAUAUUCUUCCUUUAUUGAAAGAACUACUGUUCCAUCCAGAGUGGCUCAUUAAAGAGUCUGGCAUACUUGUACUGGGAGCCAUUGCUGAAGGCUGCAUGCAGGGGAUGAUCCCCUACUUGCCAGAGUUGAUUCCUCAUCUGGUACAGUGUUUGUCUGAUAAGAAGGCACUAGUUCGAUCCAUCACUUGCUGGACUCUCAGCCGCUAUGCACACUGGGUUGUUAGCCAGCCACCCGACACCUACCUCAAACCACUCAUGACUGAACUGCUAAAACGGAUACUUGACAGCAACAAACGUGUCCAAGAGGCCGCCUGCAGUGCCUUUGCUACCCUAGAAGAGGAGGCUUGCACUGAGCUGGUGCCGUACCUUGCUUAUAUUCUGGACACGUUGGUCUUUGCUUUCAGUAAAUACCAGCACAAAAACCUUCUCAUCCUUUAUGACGCCAUUGGGACUCUGGCUGACUCUGUGGGCCACCAUCUAAACAAACCAGAAUAUAUUCAGAUGCUGAUGCCUCCAUUAAUUCAAAAAUGGAACCAGCUAAAAGAUGAAGAUAAAGAUCUCUUUCCCUUACUGGAGUGUCUCUCGUCUGUGGCCACCGCCCUGCAGAGCGGCUUCCUCCCAUACUGUGAACCUGUCUACCAGCGCUGUGUCAACCUGGUCCAGAAAACUCUUGCCCAGGCUGUGCUCCACCAGACUCAGCCUGAGUUUUAUGAAGCUCCUGAUAAAGACUUCAUGAUUGUGGCUCUGGAUCUGCUCAGUGGAUUAGCAGAGGGUCUUGGAGGGAACAUUGAACAGCUGGUUGCCCGUAGCAACAUUCUCACUCUCAUGUACCAGUGCAUGCAGGAUAAAAUGCCAGAGGUCCGGCAGAGUUCUUUUGCUCUGUUGGGAGAUCUGACCAAAGCCUGCUUCCAGCAUGUCAAACCUUGCAUUGCUAACUUCAUGCCUAUCUUGGGCACAAACCUGAACCCAGAAUUGAUAUCAGUCUGCAACAAUGCAACAUGGGCCAUUGGAGAAAUAUCCAUUCAAAUGGGUUCUGAGAUGCAGCCGUAUGUUCAGAUGGUUUUACAGCAGCUUGUGGAGAUCAUAAACAGACCCAACACACCCAAGACACUUCUGGAGAAUACAGCAAUAACAAUUGGUCGUCUUGGUUACGUUUGUCCUCAAGAGGUGGCACCCAUGCUACAGCAGUUUAUAAGACCCUGGUGCACCUCUCUUCGCAAUAUAAGAGACAAUGAAGAAAAAGACUCUGCGUUCAGAGGAAUCUGCACCAUGAUCACGGUCAACCCUGGUGGUGUGGUGCAGGACUUUAUAUUUUUCUGUGAUGCUGUAGCAUCCUGGAUGAACCCAAAAGAUGAUCUUCGAGAAAUGUUCUAUAAGAUCUUGCAUGGGUUUAAGAACCAGGUUGGAGACGAGAAUUGGAGACGCUUCUCUGACCAGUUUCCCCUUCCACUCAAAGAGAGACUCGCAGCCUUCUAUGGGGUGUAGAUGUUACCUGAUUGAAGAGCUUAUUCACUACGGGAGAGGAUGGGAACCUCUGAUACCCAGGGCAUGUUGCCCUUUACCUGGGGGGAAGGGUGGUCUAACAGGGGUGGGAGGCACACGGCCCACUGGCCCCCUGUAGACGGGGUGGGAGGGAAGUGUUAGCUGAGGCGCUAGUCGACAACACCUCGCCAAGCCAAACCAAAAUAGGGAGGAAAGCUUUUUCAUCAUGUCAUAACAAUCAGCCACAAGGGCAAAAAAGUAAAUACAUUGUUAGCAUUCAUUCACCAGGACACUUAAAGUAACGGGACAUCCAGGGGUUAAAAGAAACUAAACAAAAAAACAACACGAAGAUAUGUGUAAACUCUGUAGUGUUGCACUCCUGACAUAGGAAAGUGCCUGGAGACAAGUUCUGAAAAACAGGUUUCGUUUAUUUUCUGGACUGUAUCAUGUAGAGGGGUGGGUGUGACGUAAAUCUCAUCUGGACGCAAAGCAGAAGUCCUAUGCAUGGGGUGAUGUAGGGUAUAGCUCGACUGCAUGAAAGUGUGCAGACCGUGUUUUGUGUGCCAGCUAUGCACAGCAGUAGACGGUAAACACUUAAAGACAGUAAACGUUAAAAACGUACCAUAUUUUGGGGGCUGCGUCUAAAAGGUAACACAGUGUAACUAGAAAUGCAAGUCCUCUCAUAUCAUCGAUUACGAAGGGUUUGCAUCUUUGCAAAUGUUUUGCAAAGAUAAAGGAAUACAAGUCUGAAUGACUGCGUAACUUUAUUUUUACUUUUUUUCUAAAUUCGUCUUGGUAAAUUAAGUUAGCAUGCGCAAAGCGAGAGGGAAGACUCCAUAUUAUCACAGUGAAGAUGUUCGAACAGUAUCGCUCUGUACGAGGCUUUAAUGUUCCUGAGUCUCACUUUCUGAUAUCCAGCGUGGCUUGACAUGGAUCCAAACUAGUGAACCCUAAACACACAUUUUGUUCGUUUUUGAGACAUCAGCGAUUUCUUUUUUGCUUAGUUUGCUCAGAGCAUGAUUUUGAAGAUGCUUGUGAUAUCUUUUUUUUUGACUGAUCGGGUUAAUCUGGAUGUUUAGUUGUUUGAUUUGUGCAUGUUGGUGGCCCAAUGAGCAAUCUGUUUUUUUAGCACCCCCAUACAGACUAGUUUUAAUAAUGUGUUUUUUUCCACACAUACACAAUAGGUGACGUGUUUUCCAUCCGCAUAUUGCUUUCGUGACUCUAAUUUAGUUCCGUUACCUUCUGCAUGAAGUUUAAAAACGUCCCAUGCUGUGUUGUGUAUAAUCCUGGACAGUUCAGUGCUUGUGGAGGCAGUAUUUGUGUCCCUCGUGUGAAUAGUAGCAAGCCUUAAAAUGCCCGAAUGUAUCCCAGAGUGUGAGGAUUUAGGUAUUACAAACUUUUUGUUCAUGCUCAUCUGGAAGCAUGUGAAAUGGUUCUUUGAAGUAUAAGCUACGUUUUGGACUAUAAAGAAUGUUAGCAUUUUAGAUCUGAACACUAUGGGAUACUGUCAGGUGUUUGUGAGUCUGUGUUGUGCUGGUGUAUUUCUGCAAAGUCUUUUUAUUUUCUUCAGUUUGUCUGUCACAUUCCAGAUGUUCUACAUUUGUAACCAAUAAGAGAGGUCGGAGGUACUUCUGACUGAAAAAAAUGAAAAGAACAAACAAAGAAACAAGAUGUAGGCAGAUAUUAUGAAUGUUAAGUGUGUUGUCUUACACUUAUGAAUGCUGCUAUGUGUUGUAAUUUUCUACUUGAAUAUUUUAUGUUGUAGAGACCUCAGGAGGUAUGUUUACUGUUAAUGUUUUUUUUCUUUGCUGUUUUUAUUUUUAUGUAUGCCUUUCCCUGCUGUUCAGGCUCCCAUGUUUCAUAAUAAUAAUAAUAUAGCAAUUCACUGUAAUUCAUUCAGCUGCUGGUGAAUAUCCUUUCUAACGGGCAUAUUUUUGUCACUAUGUCUCCUCGUAAAAGAAUGUAAAACUUUUUUUUUUUAAAUUAGAGGAGCUAUCCGAUAAUAGGAUAUUUCAUGUGGGGUUAAAAUGGAAGUAACUGGCCCUUAUGUAUGUGAACAUUUAUUUAUGAAAUAUAAAUGCAGUAUAUACUGUAACGCCUUGAAGUUAAACUUGAGUUUUUUGUGGGGAGCGGGGAUAUAAAUACGGCCACGAGACUUGGAGGUUGCACAGUAAUGGAUCUAAUGGUUUUACUUUUUUAAUAGUUUUAAUUUUUUGUCUUGUUUUCUUUUUGAGAAGUACAAAGUGUAAAAAAAACUAAAUGUUGUGUCCCUACCCCAGACUGCACCAACUGCUGUAUAGUUCUAUGUGUGGAAUUUAAGAUAAUGUAAUAAUGAAGUCAAACUUUGCUCAAAAGCUCCCUUUUCUGGUCCGAGAGCAGUUUAAUUUAUAGUGAUUUUUAUUUUAUAAUCUGAUUUUGAAGAAAGAUUAAAAUAUAGAAAGUAAUCAUUUUUAGGGGCCACCAAAUAUUUUGGAUCAUGCAAAGAAUAUAUAUUGUACUGUAGAAAUUUUGUAAUGAUAUUUGUAUGACAUUGUUAUGGACGUGAGUUUGUUUCACUGCUUGGAUCUGUGCAUUGAUAAGAAUAAACACUUUUCAAAAAUCA
This is a messenger RNA of Labeo rohita (rohu), 5550 nucleotides long. It is a transcript of the gene tnpo1, whose product is annotated as transportin 1. Gene Ontology annotation, biological process: protein import into nucleus. The transcript is spliced from 24 exons. Bases 276 to 2951 code for a protein of 891 amino acids. Lineage: Eukaryota; Metazoa; Chordata; Actinopteri; Cypriniformes; Cyprinidae. The record is from RefSeq and is a predicted model, not a curated record. Gene Ontology annotation, molecular function: small GTPase binding; nuclear import signal receptor activity. Gene Ontology annotation, cellular component: nucleus; cytoplasm.